Crotalus tigris (Tiger rattlesnake) is the source of this 4066-nucleotide messenger RNA. Its product is annotated as serine/threonine-protein kinase NLK2-like. Gene Ontology annotation, biological process: protein phosphorylation; intracellular signal transduction. Bases 1894 to 3255 code for a protein of 453 amino acids. NCBI's taxonomy places the organism in Eukaryota, Metazoa, Chordata, Lepidosauria, Squamata, Viperidae. The record is from RefSeq and is a predicted model, not a curated record. The transcript has 11 exons. Gene Ontology annotation, molecular function: MAP kinase activity; ATP binding. Gene Ontology annotation, cellular component: nucleus; cytoplasm.
GGGGUCCGCCGGCGUCGCUGGCCUCCUCGCACGCAGCUUGCCUUUUCCUUCCUGCCUGGUUCCUGCCUUCCUGCCUUCCUUCCUUCCUCCGGCCCCGUAAAGAUGGACCCCCGGCGCCUCUAACAAAGACCCCGCCAGGCACCCCGCCCGCCCAGCUUUCGCCGCUGCCGCCGCCUCGGCUGCCGCUCCUGCUCCUCUUCCAGCUCCUGCUCGCCCGGGGUUUGCUGGUCUGCCGGGGAAGUGGGGUGCUUGGCGCGUCUGCGUCCCGGGGAACCCCUUUUGUCUCCGACCGCAGCGCCCCCCCUCCGCACCCAUGCCUUGCUGAGACGCUGCGAAGCCCACCCGGGGGGGGCGGGUGGGGGAAGGACCCCCUUCUGCAGCAUGGGAGCCCCCACCUUCCCCCCCACUGGCCCGUCGCUAGGACCCGUCUUGGGCUGAGGAUUGAAUCCUUUUCCCUGUCGGGGAAGAAAAGUUGAGAACACCCCAAGAUCUGCCUUGCCUCGCUUGCCGUUUUCAAGGCAAGCCUCCCUUAGGCCUCCCUUUGCACCCUGUUUAUUCCUCCCCCCCCCACUCACACCUUGCAGAUCUAAACCCCUAAACUUUACUUCCGCACUUAUCCGGGCAUCUUUUUUCCAAUCUGUUGCCCCUCUUGUUGCGUAGAAGUAAGGGGGUGGUGGUUCUUUGAUAUCUCCAGAUUUAAUCACAUAUUCCUGUAGCCUAACAGGGCUGGUUGCCAAGAGAGUUGCUUUCUCUGCACCCCCUUUUUAUUGGGUCUGCCCCUCCCCCCUUUUGAUUGUUGAGAAACUUUCCCCAAAGUGUACAAGUGAGUUAAGGUUGAUUCAGAUGGCAGCUGUUCUGUUAUAGUUAUACCACAUCCUCAUUUGAGGUUUUCCAUUCUGUUGGAAGGGGAUAUUUUUGCAAUUUUGGGCGUUUCGGGUCACCGAACCCCCUUCUAAUAUUUUGCUGGGAAUACCGCAGCAUUUUCACACCUCACUAGAAAGGCAAUAGACCUCGUACUCCAAUUCGUGAAGUGCUCUUCCUAAACUUACUUCCAUUUCUCUUGCUCUAAUCUAGAGAGUGCCUCCCUUGCAUAGCUUGUAUUUCCUAACGUGUGGAUAAGAUUCCCAAAUUUUUUUUAGGCCUCUUGAUAUUUCAGUACAGCCCAGGAUAUCCAUCAUCUUGGUUAUAUGGUGAGAUAAAACCUCAGUGCUCUGUUCUCUGUUUAAUAUUUUUUAAAAUUAACGUAAUCCCAGAAAUCCUGUUUAAAUGUCUUAUGGUUACACAGAGCUCACCUAUUAAGAGAAAAAUGUUAUACAACAUUUCUGCUCUUUUCCUAUAGAUUGUCAAGGCUUUACAUCUAUUCUUAAUCAUUCUCCCCUUUUAUGUUUAAUGUAAGUACAAUAUUCCAAAUUUUUCUGUGCAUUCUGGAGAAAACGCACCUUCUUAGAAAUCUUCCCUGAUGCCCCCCACAUCAGAGAUUUGGUUAGAGAACUGAUUUUCAUCAGUUGCUCUGUCGCCCCCCCCCACUUUCAGCCAGGGUGAAUACAGUCCCUGAAACAUAUCAAACUGUCCCAGAAUAUUUUACCCUUUAUUGUAAUAAUCAUUUUAAAUUUAAAAUAAGCCAAGAUACCUCUUUAAAGAUUUUUUUAAACCUUAAAGGAGAAAAAAUACUACUUGUAUAAAAACACUCCUUCGUUGGAGCGCACAAUUUUGCAUGCAUUUAUUUUGCUUGUGAGAUUUGCCCUAAUAAGCCAGGUAUUUUCUGCUCAAUAUUCCCGAGCCUCCUUUUUGCAAACCACAAUUGAUUUCAAUUCCAGAGGGCUGUUUUGCGCCUCUCCCAAUCUUCUUGUCCAAAAUUAGUGUCUCUCACAUACCCCUGUCCUAAUUUGUCUGAUGGCUUUCCAAGACCCUAACCAUCCGCUUCAAGCUCAGCUUUGUAGCAAUGUUUUUGGGGCAUUGACGGGGUUAAUCCAGCCACCUUUUGCUGCUGGGCUAGGUGGGGGGCAGAAAUAUUAUUGCAAUAAUGGGGUACAGAUAGCUCCCCCCCAGCAACAGCAGACAACACUUGGCAGUGCGAUGAUGGUGGACCCAGAACCAGAUCGACCCAUCGGUUAUGGUGCUUUUGGUGUGGUAUGGUCUGUGACAGACCCUCGGGAUGGGUCACGAGUUGCACUCAAAAAGAUGCCCAAUGUUUUCCAGAACUUGGUCUCUUGCAAACGGGUCUUCAGAGAAUUGAGAAUGCUCUGUUACUUCAAACAUGACAAUGUCCUCUCAGCACUGGAUAUCCUCCAACCUCCACAGAUUGACUGUUUUGAGGAAAUUUAUGUUAUCACUGAAUUGAUGCAAAGUGACCUUCACAAAGUCAUAGUUUCUCCGCAACCACUCAGCUCUGAUCAUAUCAAGGUCUUUUUGUAUCAGAUCCUCAGGGGGCUAAAAUAUUUGCACUCUGCUGGUGUCCUUCAUCGGGACAUCAAGCCUGGGAAUUUGCUGGUCAACAGCAACUGUGUCCUCAAGAUCUGUGAUUUUGGUUUGGCCCGGGUAGAGGAGCCAGAUGAGUCCCAGCACAUGACUCAAGAGGUGGUUACUCAAUAUUACCGGGCCCCUGAAAUCCUGAUGGGCAGCAGGCAUUACGGACGUCCAAUUGACAUUUGGUCCGUGGGCUGCAUUUUCGCCGAACUCCUUGGCAGGCGUAUCCUCUUUCAGGCCCAGAGCCCAAUUCAGCAGUUGGACCUGAUUACAGAUCUCCUGGGGACUCCUCCCAUUGGUGCCCUCCGUUCAGCCUGUGAGGGGGCCCGGGCCCACAUCCUGCGUGGCAGUCACAAGCCGCCAUCGUUGUCUGUCCUUUACAUGCUCUCUGGAGAAGCCACCCACGAAGCUGUGCAUUUGCUCUGCCGGAUGUUGGUCUUUGAUCCAGCCAAGCGGAUCUCGGCCAAGGAUGCCCUUUCUCAUCCUUACUUAGAUGAAGGGCGACUGAGAUACCACACCUGUAUGUGCACUUGCUGCUUUUCGGUCUCCUCCGGCCGCAUUUACACCAGUGACUUUGAACCCCGGGCCGACCCCAAAUUUGACGGCUCUUAUGAAAAGAACCUUGCUUCUGUCUGGCAGGUCAAAGAACUGGUGCACAGGUUUAUCUUGGAACAGCAGCAUGGGAAACGGGUCCCACUCUGCAUCAACCCCCAGUCAGCUGCCUUCAAAACCUUCAUCCGCUCCACAGCAUGGCAUUCUUCCAAGGUGUCCAGAAAGGAAGAGAGAUGAAGCUGCCCCUUGGAUGGUCAUGACGGAAAAAGAAAAGAAAGACCGAAGAAAAGGGACAGAGGACACAAAGGGAUGGCAUUGCUGCUGGCAGCGGAGAGAUGAAAAGAAGAGGGAAACGCUGCCCUUCAUCCUGCACUCUUGAAUAUUUUGACUUAUGGCCAGACAUUUGGGAAAGGGGGUGUCUGGGUCGUUAUUAUAUUAUUAUUAUUAUUAUUAUUUGAAAGUGGAGAAGUUGGGGGAAGGGAUUUUUUUUCCCCACUGAUGGGUGUCUUUUCCCUUCCCCCGUUCCUGUACUGCACUGGAAAACUCUGGGUUGUGGGCACUGUCUUUGUGAGUUCUUUCUCUUCUCCCUAGCUCUGCACCAAUAUUUUCCUUUCCCUAUACACAUGGGGUCUUACCUGGCUUCCUCCCAAAAGAGAUGGCCAGGUUGGAAUGAAGAGAAGUAGUGUUCUUGAAAUGAGGGGUGUCUGUUCUUUCUGGCUGGGGAAUUCUGGAAGCUGAAGUCUAACAUCUUAAAGCAGACAAGGCUAAACACUGCCUUAGGCUAAGGAUGGAUGUGUUUCCCUUCAAAUCGCUUUCCCCUUAAAAGUUUUCCCAGACAGGGAUAGGUGGGAGAAAUAGAUAAGCUCAAUUUUUCGAAUCUACAACGGGGUUCACACAUUUCCUGCAACCAAGGGUUUUGUUUUGAGGACUUGUCUUUGGUCUCCAGGAGCUUCUGGGAAACCUGUACAACAUCCGUGUGGCUUCCUCAAACCUGUCCUGUAUAGCUGGGGGGGGGGGGACACAACUUUGAGUAGAAAGAGCACACCAA